This is a messenger RNA of Exaiptasia diaphana, 1107 nucleotides long. RefSeq lists its product as uncharacterized. The transcript is spliced from 7 exons. The record is from RefSeq and is a predicted model, not a curated record. Lineage: Eukaryota; Metazoa; Cnidaria; Anthozoa; Actiniaria; Aiptasiidae. Bases 1 to 1107 code for a protein of 368 amino acids.
AUGGAUCGAGUCUUUCUCUGUCUCGCUGUCAUUUCGGGAUUGCUUUCUUUCACAGGGGGCUGUAAGAAAUUACUCUUUAAGACAAGAUACGAAAACAAAGCUCUUACUGGUUUUGUGAUCAAAACAACCAAUGCAUCAAACAACGAUAACUGUCAAGUUCAUUGUUACUUUGAGAACCGAUGCAUCUCGUAUAACUUUAUGUCAAAGAAAAAGUCAUGUGAGCUGUGUGAAACUAAUCACGUGAUGGAUGCCGAGAACUUGAUUGACAGGCCAGGAUCUAUUUAUAGCGCCGCAGAGACGAAUUGUAGUUGUGCGAAAAAUGAAAAAUGUCGCUUCAACGAAACGGAAAACACAUUCAUUUGUAAAGCGACUGGCAAGCCCUCUCCAACAACUCUUCCGACUGUGACAGCUAAUCCAUCAACUCCAUCGCCAUCGCCUACAACGACUGGCAAGCCCUCUCCAACAACUCUUCCGACUGUGACAGCUAAUCCAUCAACCCCAUCGCCAUCGCCUACAAGUUGUGUGCUUAAUUUUCCAAGAAAUUCAAAGGACGACUUCGUUAAGAUCAACGCUGCUGUGUCUAASACAAUUUUAUUGUUUUCAUUGUCAUUUUGGCUAAAGAUUACUUCUUCCAAUAGACAGACWSUCGCCAUUUUGUCAUACGUCAGACAGGAAGAUGAGUUAUUGAAAGUUCAAAUAAAUAGCGAUGGUUUAGCCGAGGUUUUCAUCAUACUUGGGGAGAACAACGACAUCAGUGGAAACUGCCUUAUCCAAUCAAAUCUUGUCCGUGACGGUACAUGGCAAAGUUUCACAUUAGCGCAACCACAGCGGAAAAAAUUAACUCUUUAUAAAAACGAAAAGCUGCAAGAUACAAAACCUAUUUCUUACAACAAAAAUCUUAAUAUGUUCAUCUUGAAAGGAAUCCAAAGUGGUGGUACGUUUCAUUUGGGAAUUACCAAGACUUCUAAGCUGCAAGGACAUAUUGCAGAUGUUGAUUUCAAGUCUUCUUAUUCAAUUUAUUCCAAGAAGCUAAUUUUUUCUUGGGACGAUGUUCUUGAKUCUGGUUAUAACGGCCUUGUCACUAAACAAUGCCCUUCUGAUAUCUAA